Molecule: messenger RNA, 1470 nt
Organism: Vespa velutina
Lineage: Eukaryota; Metazoa; Arthropoda; Insecta; Hymenoptera; Vespidae
Product: SAP domain-containing ribonucleoprotein
Exons: 7
Coding region: 412-1158 (248 amino acids)
Biological process (GO): poly(A)+ mRNA export from nucleus
Cellular component (GO): nucleus
Source: RefSeq, a predicted model, not a curated record
AUCGACUAAGGUCUUAACCACAAAAUAAAAUGUGAGAAUUUUGAAAAUUUCAUAAGUUAAAUCUUAAUAAUAAAUAUUGGCUAGAAUAAAUAUUUUUAUAUUACAUACACACAUAUAUAUAUAUAUAUAUAUUAUCAACUUAAAAAUUUGCUAUUUUAUGCAUUAAUUUUUGAUAGUACUCUAUUCACAUUUUUGGUUAAGUUUUCGAUCGAUCGAUUAUGGUAUUUCAUUGCAAACAGUUACGUCUUUCAUUGUAAACUAUUAUAAACAGUCCUAACAUUUUUACAUUAUUCUAUUCAUUCUUGAAUUUAGUGAAUGUGCUUUAUGAGAUGAUAACGAAUUUGUAAUUUGCUUGACAUUUCUUUUAAAUUAAAAAAAAAAAAAAAAAAAAAAAAAAAAGAAAGACACACCAUGGCUGAUUCAUCUUACGAAAAAGGAUUGACUGAACUUUCGAAAAUGAAGGUUGCGAAUUUGAAAGUAGAAUUAAAACAAAGAGGUCUUCCUACAACAGGAAACAAAAACGAACUGGUUGAAAGGCUUCAAUUAGCGAUACAUGGUGAUUCUGCAUUAUCUUUGGAUGAAACAGCAGAGGAAAUAUUAGAUGAAGAUGCAGUUCUCGGUGAUGAAGAAAUAGAAGAGUUAUCAAGUAAACCAGAUUCACAGGAGAUCAAUGAGAAAAGAAAGUUGUCAGUAGAAAGUAAUGUGAGUAAUACAAAAAAAAUAGUUUUAAAUCGUAAACCUGUGAUUGAAGAUGUUAAGAUGGAUGAAGUAGAGAAACAUGACAAUGACACAAAAUCUUCAGAAAAUGCAUCUCCUGAGAAAAAAAUUAUAAAAUUAUCAGAGCUUGGUACCAAGGAGAGAUUAGAAAUGAGAGCAAAAAAGUUUGGAUUACCAUUAUCAGAAGCAGCAAAGAAGGAAGCUCGAUCAGCAAGAUUUAGUAUUAAUAAUCAAAAUAACAAAUCAGCUGCAUCUGUGAAAACUCCUAUACACACAACUUACGAGGUCUUAAAGAAACGUGCAGAAAGAUUUGGAAUGUCAGUUUCUAGUGUAAUGGAUAAGGCUGAAUUGGAAGCACGAAUAGAGAAGAGAAAAGCUAGAUUCGGAGAAGUGAAACCAAUCGAGAAAGUAUUUCCUAAUAAAGUUAAAAUUGUUAAAUGAUAUUCGUUAUUGUAUACUAAGAAAGUAAUUUAGAUUACAACAUAUCUUGUUUUUUCAAUAAAAUAAUAAUAUACUAUAAAGAUAGCGUAUACCUAUUAAACAACGUGUUAAAGCAACUGCGUUUCAAAGGUAACAGUAUUAUAAUGUGGAUAAAUGAAUUUCACAUGCAAUGAUAUUCCUCGUAACUUAUUUAUAAAAGUUCUUAUAAAGCGUAUCGAAGUUUUCAUUCUUUAGCAAUUAAAGAAUAAUGUAUUGUUUUAAUAUGUAAAGAUAUUGCUAUGUAAAUAAAAAGCGCACAUUUUUAAAGUUGAA